Dipodomys ordii (Ord's kangaroo rat) is the source of this 4107-nucleotide messenger RNA. RefSeq names its product activating signal cointegrator 1 complex subunit 2 (gene Ascc2). The transcript has 20 exons. Gene Ontology annotation, biological process: regulation of DNA-templated transcription. NCBI's taxonomy places the organism in Eukaryota, Metazoa, Chordata, Mammalia, Rodentia, Heteromyidae. The record is from RefSeq and is a predicted model, not a curated record. Gene Ontology annotation, molecular function: ubiquitin binding. The coding region runs from base 85 to 2322 and encodes 745 amino acids.
CCGCGAGCUGUCACCGGGAUCGGCGGCGGCGUGGCGGCGGCACAGCGCCCGUAGUGGAGCCGCUGAGGAGGGUCGUGCAGCACAAUGCCAGCUCUGCCCCUGGACCAACUCCAGAUCACCCACAAGGACCCGAAGACAGGAAAGCCGAGGACUUCACCAGCGCUGCACCCCGAGCAGAAGGCAGACCGGUAUUUUGUGUUAUACAAACCGCCCCCUAAAGACAACAUCCCCGCCCUAGUGGAGGAGUACCUGGAGCGCGCCACCUUCGUAGCCAAUGACCUCGACUGGCUCCUGGCCUUGCCUCACGAUAAAUUCUGGUGCCAGGUCAUCUUCGAUGAGACUCUGCAGAAGUGCCUGGACUCCUACUUGCACUAUGUGCCCCGAAAGUUCGACGAGUGGGUGGCCCCCACCCCUGAGGUUGCAGAUAUGCAGAAGCACCUACACCGAAGCAUUUUCCUCACCUUCCUCCGCAUGUCCACUCACAAGGAAUCCAAAGAUCACUUCAUUUCCCCCUCUGCAUUUGGAGAAAUCCUCUACAAUAACUUCCUGUUCGACAUCCCAAAGAUCCUGGACCUCUGUGUGCUCUUUGGAAAAGGCAACUCACCACUACUCCAGAAGAUGAUAGGAAACAUCUUCACCCAGCAACCAAGUUAUUAUAAUGACCUGGAUGAAACCAUGCCCACCAUCCUUCAGGUCUUUAGCAAUAUCCUCCAGCAUUGUGGAUUGCAAGGGGAUGCAGGCAGCACCACACCCCAGAAGCUGGAGGAGAAAGGACGCUUGACACUCAGUGACAUGCCACUCCUGUUACUUCUACCACGUCUGGUGGUGCAGCAAGAUAGAAGGACAGACAAUUAUUUGCUAAAGCAUUUGGUAAGAUUCUGCAUCUGCAGAUUUAGGAAGCCUAAGACACUAGCAUCUUUUUAUGAAGUGGCAAUUCCUGAAUUAGAGUCCGCGGUCAAGAAGAGGAGGCUUGAAGACAGCAAGUUGCUAAGCGAUCUGUGGCAGAGGCUCUCCCAUUCCAAGAAGAAGCUACUGGAGGUGUUUCACAUCAUCCUGAACCACAUCUGCCUUCUUCCCAUCCUAGAAAGCAGCUGUGACAGUGUUCAGGGCUUCAUUGAGGAGUUCCUUCAGAUCUUCACCUCCGUGCUGCAGGAAAAGAGGUUCCUCCGGGACUAUGAUGCACUCUUCCCUGUGGCCGAGGAUGUCAGCUUACUACAACAGGCCUCGUCGGUCUUGGAUGAGACACGGACUGCCUACAUUCUCCAGGCUGUGGAGAGCGCAUGGGAAGGGGUGGACAGACGGAAAGCCACAGAUGCUAAAGACACAUCAGUGGCUGACGAUCCUACUAGAGCUUUAAAUGGGGUUCCAGUGACAGCACAAAUGCCAUCACAUCCAGAGAACUUGGAAGAAGCGGAGUGCGUGGGAGCAGCCGCAGCCCCUGGCCCUGCAGUGUGUGGUGUGGAGCUGGACUCUCUCAUCUCUCAAGUGAAGGACCUGUUGCCAGACCUAGGGGAGGGCUUUAUUCUGGCUUGCCUGGAGCACUAUUGUUAUGACCCGGAGCAGGUGAUCAACAACAUCCUGGAGGAUCGCCUGGCCCCCGUCCUCUGCCAGCUGGACCGCAGCCUAGACAGACAGGUGAAGCCAGAACCCACACCUCUGCUGGCAUCUCGUCACAAUGUCUUCCAGAAUGAUGAGUUUGAUGUGUUCAGCAGAGAUUCAGUGGACCUGAACCGGAUUCAUAAGGGCAGAAGGAAGGAGGAGAACACGAGGAGCCUGGUGAAUGACAAGCGGGAGGUGGUGGCCCAGCGGCAACGCUACGAGCAGUACAGCGUGGUAGUGGAGGAGGUCCCACUGCAGCCAGGCGAGUACCGCGGUGACGACUAUGAGGAUGAGUAUGACGACACAUAUGAUGGCAACCAGAUUGGUGCCAAUGAUGCAGACUCAGAUGACGAGCUCAUCAGCCGCAGACCCUUCACCAUCCCUCAGAUACUGAGAACCAAAGUGCCCGGAGAAGGGCAGGAGAAAGAGGAUGAUGCGGAAGAGGAGGAAGCUGAAGACGAUGCUCCCAAGCCUGACCACUUCGUGCAGGACCCUGCGGUGCUGAGGGAGAAGGCAGAAGCCAGGCGCAUGACCUUCCUCGCCAGGAAGGGGUACCGCCAUGACAGCUCAGCAGCAGUGGCUGGUGGUCCCCGAGGCCACGGGCAGAGUCGGGAGACCACACAGGAACGCAGGAAGAAGGAAGCCAACAAGGCAACCAGAGCCAACCAUAACCGGAGAACCAUGGCUGACCGCAAGAGAAACAAGGGCAUGAUCCCUUCCUGAGGCGCCUUCUCCAGGCUCAACUCCACCCGCAACCUCAGCCGUGCAGCCCCUAGAAGGCCACCUCAGCGUCCACCAGCCAGCCAUGAGCGCCUUCUUACAGACACACAGUGCCUUAUCCAUCCAUGGACGAGCCAGGCUGCCCAGCCAUGCUGGCAGGAGACCGACAGGGACAGAGCCACGAGGGCGGCACGCCAGAGCAGCACCGCGCCACUCCCCUUCCUUCCUGGACGGCAGGAACCUGGCACAAAGGACCUGCGAAUAAAGUCGCUAACCCUUUUCCAGCAAUGACCCCUGGCCCCUGUGACCCUCUUUGUGUCAUUCUUCGGUGACGAUGCCAGCUCGAGGACAGAGGGCUCGAUGGUCCCCGGGCUUGUGCCAGCUUGCUGUCUGCAACGUUUCCUCACGUCACCCUGCCUUGCUGCGGGACUCGGUUGGUGCAGGGCGGUGGAAGGAGGUGUGGGUAUGAGCUCUGCGCGCCUUUCUCUCCGCUCCUCCCAUCCUCCUGGCUUCUGCCCCGGAAGUGGCUACUCCUUUCAGCCCUGUCUUAGACAUGAGUGAGGCACAGAGGGCUGAAGGUGCUACCAGGCCCAGCCAGGAAGGAGCAGAGCCAGGCUUGGACUCUCAGUCUACCCUCUGGCUUUCCCAAGUUCUAGAACCCUAUCACCUCCAUCAGGCAGCUGGCCCCAGGACACUUGGCCAGUGGCAGAGCCGGGACCAGAACUCAAUGCCUCAUGGUCAUACAUGAUCAUGAUGGGGUGACUUCCCCAAAUGGAGAGGCGGGAAGCUCUCACAUGCAGCGAGGAUGCCGUGGCUGCACCCUGUGAGAGUGGGCAGGACUCGCACUGGUCCCAAAGCCCCCUGGCAGCCCCGGCCAGCAGUUUCAGAACUGGGAGGGUCUGGGCCUAGGCCCGGCUGGACCCUGCCAAGUCACCCUGGAUGUAAGCACCAUUAUUUGCACAUGGUUAGGAUGAGCACAUGAGGCAGAUGAACUUGAUGAAUUGGUUCUGUUAGGCCAACUGCACAAGUGAAAAAUCAAUAGCCCUCCCUCUGUGGCUCACAGUUGUCAGUGUGUUGGAGAUGCAGAGCAGGUUGGGGGGGGGGAGUCCUCCCUGUGAGCUGCCAAGUGAGCAGAGACCAGACCUAAUUGCCUGGUAGACACUCUAACCACUCGCCCAGCUGAGUGACAGGGACCUAUUCUGUCUCCCCCAUCCCACCCCUCCCAAAGCUUCCCAAACCCAGCUCGUGUCCUGGAGCCCCAGCAGCCACACACCUUCACUUGACGAUCUACCUAGAAUAGCAUCAGGGUUCCCAUGAGCCUCCUGGACUAAAAGGACAGGACCUGACCACGUUUCAAAAUGUGGUCAUGGCCAGGUCAAGUUCAUCUCCCUCGAGGAGCUGUUGCUCUUGCUCUCCCCUUUCCCCUCUGGAUGGCAGUCUUCCAGAAGGCUUUGGAAAUAGUGCGGGGCAAGUGGGGUAGUGCUGCCAGGUGUGCCCUUUCCCUCCUAGCCUCGGUCUUCCUGUCUGCAGUGUAAGCGCCUUUGAGCAGAUGAGAUCCACAGAGAAGACCCUUUGUUGAGGCUAAACAGCUCAAGACAGUUCCAAGUGUGCAUUUAGCCACAGACACCCCCACCCCACACACACACUGCUGCUUCCAGGCAGGGAUUCACUAAGUGCCUUCCCUGGGCCCUGGCAGAGAUCACCAGUGUCAUCACCAAUGUCUCUGGGGAAAACCUCGUGCCUCGGAGAGGGUUUAGGACCAACCGUCCUUCCUAAUCUAUGAGAGGU